Molecule: messenger RNA, 1983 nt
Organism: Fukomys damarensis (Damara mole-rat)
Lineage: Eukaryota; Metazoa; Chordata; Mammalia; Rodentia; Bathyergidae
Gene: Nudt16l1
Product: nudix hydrolase 16 like 1
Cellular component (GO): nucleus
Molecular function (GO): snoRNA binding
Source: RefSeq, a predicted model, not a curated record
GUGUUUCUUAACAAUUUUUGUCUUUGUCAUUGUUCACAAUCUGGUGUGAAGCCAGACUUGGGCUGGCCCAGACUCCUGAGUGGGUGGUGGUGGAGCUGGCUGUCAGUGUGUGUAUUGUUCUACUCCCAUCUCACAUUUCUGCCACCAGUGUUUCCUGAGCAGCAUGUGUGUGCUAGAGGAGGGCAAAACACAAGGUCCAGGCUCCUGGUAUUUGCAUCAGAGUCGGUGAGACACUGUGGAGAUAAUCAGUCUUUUAGGCGAUCGAACUGAGCACUUUGCCUUGUGCUUUCAAGGUUACCUACCACCACACUGGGCCCACAGCUCCCUGGAAAUAGCUGAAGCUGCCUCGGGUUCCUUUCUGACUGCAACUCGUAAGAGCAGAGGAAACCAGUGAGUGUUCUGGGUCCAUGCCUGCCCCUGGGAAUGCUUGCCAUCCAGUGCCCUGCAGCUACUUUGGGACACUUGGGCCUCAGCCAGCCCCAGUGGGAGUGUCCAGGUGAGGCCCAAGGACUUCUCCAGUAGCAACACAGAGUAAGUACUAAAGGUCCUUCUUUCCUGUAGAAUCCAGCAGCUUUCCGUUGUGGGUACUGGGUGGGAGAUGGUGGGGUCCUGCCUGUGGUGCCUUUGGCAAGUCAGCCUGGAAAACACUUGGGGCACACUAGGCUGGCAAGUCCCCGGCCCCCUGAUAGAAGUCUCUGAGACUGCCUUACCAGCCACCCAUCUACCAAGGCUGGCCUGCGCUCGGGGUGGUGGGUGGGAGUUCUGCCACAACCUGCUGUCCCAGGGGAGGCCGAGUCCCGAGGUCCCAGCUCGGGAGCGAGCUCUGGAUCUAGAGGCUUCCGAGGGGCAGCGACGCCCAGAGUGCACCAUCACCUCUGGAUGGAUCCGGGGAGAAAUCCGCAUCAUGAAGGUGAGGACUGCCCGCUGUACUCUUGGGGCGCCAGCAGCCCAAAUUCCGCUUGCCUUGACCCUGCUACGCCGCACAGCUCGCGCCCCACUGCGGACUCCACUCACCGCGUUGCACUUUGGGAGGCGUACUUUUGAGGGCGUGGGCAGGGUCUGCGGCGCGUGCGGCUUACUUUGCGCACUACGUACUCUGCAGCUCAGUAAAGUGUUAGGCUCCCCCUUGGGCCAGUCCUGGGAUGAAUCGGCGAUUGGUGGAGAGCGGGAUGCUCGUUUGUGGCCACCCGCUGAUUGGCGGAGCGCUUCGGGGGCGGGGCCGCACAUGCACAUAAGAGUGGUGGCUGGUCUGUUAACUUGUCCAAGGUUUCAGCUGCAGCGGUUCCCGAGCUCUAAUCACCCGGGAGGACGCGGAGGAUGCGGCGGGGCUGGAGCCACUCGUGCCACGCCAUCCUGUACGCUGCCAAUCCCGGGCAGCUGUUUGGCCGCGUCCCCAUGGGAUUCUCGCUGCUGGUGAGGCCGCGGGAGGACGCAGGUAUGCCGAUGUGCUUCGUGGACCUGCGCCUCUGGUCUGGGCCGGGCCGCCUGCGUUUCACCGAGGCCGACUACCUGAGCUCGCACCUGACAGGGCCCGCACCCGAAGUCGCGCACCUGCACGCUCGGCAGCUGACGCUGGAAGAGAUCCGCCCGGUGUACUCGCACGACCACGGCUUGGAGGUACUGGGCCUUGUGCGCGUCCCUCUCUACGCCCAGAAGGAUCGAGUCGGAGGCUUUCCCAGUCUCCUGAGCAACGCUUUUGUCAGCACCGCCAAGUGCCAGCUUCUGUUUGCCCUCAGCCACAGAAAAGCAGAAGGCCCUGGAGAAGCUGCUCCCUGCUUCCUCCUGAGGUGGUCCCUGUGGAAGCUGGCUGCCACCCUACCUGGAGCCCCCGGGAGUUUGCUUUGCACCCCUUUGCGAGGGGUCCCCUCUUACCACAGCCUGGACCCUAGGUGGGACAAGGCCUUGCUGCCCUCCUGGAGACUCACCCAUCUCAUGGACUCUGUCUUCCAGGACUACAGAUAGCUCCAGAAGGCUCAUGGCCUG